ACCAACAGCAACCUCCGUCGUACGUACUGCACUCGCUGUUGCUACUGUGAGGCGCAACAGCCCUAGUUCUUCCCUCCGUGUUGACAUGGAAGCAUCCAUGGAAUCGCCUGAAGCAACCGCUGAUACGUGUGACUGACCAGAGCUAAAACUCGUCUUUUUUUUAAAGAGACGUAGGAUUUUCCUGUCUUUUCUCUGCUACACGGAAAAAUCUGUCCGUCCUCGUUUUCGGCGCGUGUCCGAUAUAUUUCAACUUUCAACGCGUUUCUGGGCUGGCGUACUUAUACAAGGAAGGGUCUUCGACUCACGCGUUUUGCGCUUCCCUCCGUCAGGAGCCUCUCUUUCGCGAUAGACGCAGGAUGCGUUUGAGGAUGCAACCGUAGCCGUGCAUUUUAGGGUUCCAGCGUCCUGGAUGCAGUUGUCGGCGUGGGUUUCAUCGUAGCCGUUCAUCUCGCGGUUCGCGUCGCGUCCCUUAAACAGCCGUACGCCCCGCAGCCACGUCCUGCGGGGCCAUGGACCUUCGAAACUUCUGUCGCAGCUCCUCUCUGACAGUUCUUCUGAUAAGUUUACUAUUAUGCGGGUCGUUAGUGCGCGCCGAUAGCUUACCCGACAGCAGAGCGUCCGUGAGAGACUCGAGAUCGUUGCUAUCCAGAUUCAGACACAGAUUCGGACAUAGAUUCGGACAUCUGUUGGCCUUCUGGAAUGACACGUCAGCAGCUGCAGGUGGUGCAGGUGGUGCAGUUGGUGCAGGUGGUGCCGGUGGUGCCGGUCAGGGGUCUGAUGGUGCCGGUCAGGGGUCUGGUGGUGCCGGUCAGGGGUCUGGUGGUGCAGGUCAGGGGUCUCGUGGUAUCCGGGAGGAGGCGGAACCAAUGAGCGGCCGACAUCUGCUCCGCGUUUUGGUCGCGACAUCGCAGCCGUCGAUUAGCUCAGCGGCUACGGCCUUCAAAACCGCCGCCAGAACCGCCUUGUCGGCCGCCGCCGCUAAAGCCGCUGCGUCGAAACUGAUUCUCAAGCCUGUCGCGAAAGCAGCGACCACGCCUGGCCCGAAGGCUGUUGGGUUCAAAACUACAACCACCGCUUCUAAAGCCAAGCCGUGCGACAAAGGAGAGAAGAAAUUCGACAGAGGAGGAGGGCGAGGAGGAAGAGGAGGGGGAGGAGGGAAAGAUAGCGGAAAAGGUUCCCCUUGCGACGCGCAUUCGAACCCUAAGAAAUGCAAGAGUUGGAAGGGGCGAGGGUGGCGGGAGUGGCGGCAGGGCUGGAACGACGAUGCCGGCGACGACGACGGGCCGUACGGCGACGACAACUACGACGAUGGCGACAGCAACGACUACGACUCGAACUCCACGUGGAGCCCGCGCCCCACGCCGUCCCCGCCGUCCGCGCCGUCUCCGCCGCCGCCGCCGGCGGAGGAGAUGGAGAGCGAGGACCGGUGGUGGGAGGGCGGGCGCGCGCACGUGAUGUGCCACGACCGGGAGUGCACGCGCAGCAAGUGGGCGGGAUACGUGCCGGAUGUUGUGGCGGAGAUCGGCGGGGGGAGCACGGGGAGCGCGGGAAGCGCGGGGAGCGCGGGUGGCGCGUGGGUGCCGGGGAUUGGGUCCGGCGGGCCGACGGAGGCUGUGCGACUAGGCGCGGGCGACAGUGCGACGACGACGACGGCCAUGUACGAGUCGACGACAACCCCGCCGAUUCCGCCGGAUGCCGUUGCGCUGGGGUUCCCCACGGGGCAGGCCAUGUUGAACGCAUCCUUGGGCGUCGUGGCUUCCUCGGCUUCCACCAGCGCUGCAGGCCUCACGAUCACCGUGUCAUAUGACAUCCUCAUUUUUCCAGUCAACACCACCAACGACACCAGUGCCACUGUCGGCACCACCACCCCGGGUGGCACCAGCAGCACUGGCAGCACCGGGACAGGCGGCACUGGCAGCACCAGCAGUGCCAGCAUUACUGGGGGCACUGACGGAACUGGCAGCAUCGGUAGCACCGGCAGCACUGGAAACACUGGCACUGGCGGCAUUAUCAGCAGCACUGGAAGCACCAGCUUUGGCAGCACUGACAGCACUGGCAGCACUGGCAGCGUGGGCAGCACCGGCACCACCAGCACUGGAAGCACCAGCUUUGGCAGCACUGACAGCACUGGCAGCAUGGGCAGCACCGGCACCACCAGCACUGGAGGCACCACUAGCACUGGCAGCACUGGCAGCACUGGUGGCACAACCGACACCAGCAGCAGCAGCAGCAGUACUGGUUCGGGUUCAAGUUCGAGUUCAGGUUCAGGCUUAGGUUCGCCUUCCGCCUCUCCUGAUCCAUCAUCAGUAUCAACCCAAUCGUCCUUGUUCGCCACAGCAGCUGUUUCUGACAGCACUGCUGCCACGUCAGCAAGUGCCAGAGCCAUAACAUCUGCACAGGUCCGGCAAAUACCCCGGCCCCUGUCCCCCUCGCGAUGGUUCCUAACGGGUCCCGAUGCCCGGGCUGCUGCCGCUGCCACUUCAACUGCCACGUCAGUGACAGCAUCAAAGUUUGUGGCGGCAGCAACAGGGGGGGGGACCAAUGGCGGCCUGCCAACUGGCACUCCGCAGUGCAGUGAGGGGCCGUAUGUGAGCGCUGCACUGAUUCCCCUGGGCAAGUGUCAAGUCAAGGCCACUCGUGCUUCUAAAGUUGUCAAGAUAAACAAGGCACGGUAUGCCAAGCUGUCAUAUGGUGAGCCCUCUGCUUCCGGCGGAUCAUCCAAUGUUAUCUAUGUUGGCUGCCAGAGAAAAUACACCUUCCAAGUUCCUAAUUUCAAAGGGCAGGUGCGCCAAGGCCCAGUCACACUGCGCGUUUGCCAGGCUGGCACGGCGAAAGCCUCCACUUGUGGACCUGUUACUAUGACAUCAGCAGUACCUUACUGCGCUUAGCAAAUACAAAAUGUUUUGCUUCCAAGCAUAUGCUUGAUGUAUCAUAUUGCUUUAUUGUUUGAUGCAAUACUUGCUGCAAAUGCGCAAGGGUUUUGCGUCACGCAAUCGUUUUGGACGAGUGAGGUGUGAGAGAGUAUUAGGUAAUCCGGUAAAUCGUUUUGGACGAGUGAGGUGCUGUUCAGG
This is a messenger RNA of Closterium sp. NIES-67, 3071 nucleotides long. The record is from the annotation of a GenBank genome assembly. Lineage: Eukaryota; Viridiplantae; Streptophyta; Zygnematophyceae; Desmidiales; Closteriaceae.